Molecule: messenger RNA, 16697 nt
Organism: Myiozetetes cayanensis
Lineage: Eukaryota; Metazoa; Chordata; Aves; Passeriformes; Tyrannidae
Gene: PKD1
Product: polycystin 1, transient receptor potential channel interacting
Biological process (GO): kidney development
Cellular component (GO): membrane
Molecular function (GO): protein binding
Source: RefSeq, a predicted model, not a curated record
AGCCCCGGGGCAGCGGCGCGCCGGGGCCAUGCCAUGCCCGUAGGGAGAGAUGCCUUUGGGAAAUGGAGACACUGGAUCACAGCGCAAACAUGGCGCCCCCGCGGCGCGGCUGCCGCUGCCGGGCUGGUGCCUGCUCUGCUCGCUGCUGUGCGGGGGCAUCGCGGCCGGCCCGGACCCCGCCUGCCGGCCCUGCGCCCCCGGCUGUGCCUGCGCCGCGCCCGCCUGCGCCGUCAACUGCUCGGCCCGCGGCGUGGAGCGCCCGGGGCCCGCCGUGCCCGCCGCCGCCACCGCGCUGGAUCUUUCCAACAACAAGAUCAGUGGUUUAGAUGUUCAGCUGUUCAGAAGCCUGACUUCGCUGGCAAAGCUAGAUAUAAGCCACAACCAGAUUUCUACAUUAGAAGAUGGAAUAUUUGAUAAUUUAUUUAAUUUAAGUGAAAUAAACUUAAGUUGGAAUCCAUUUGUUUGUGACUGCAAACUGUCCUGGUUGCCCCGCUGGGUAGAAGACAGAAAUGUGAGAGUUCUCGAGGCGUCAGACACGAGAUGUGCCCACCCCCCCGAGGUGGCAAACCUGUCCCUCUUCGACGUCCCGUUCCCCAAUGCCACUUGUGGAGCUCAGUAUAUCACGUGUCUGACAAACAACCACACGGAAGGCGCUGAGCUUGUCGUGCUCUUCACGUCUGUCCAUGCCGGGAACCUCAGCGAGGAGACCUGCAGCGCCCUGUGCUACGCCCAAGACCAGGAAUAUGGAGGUUUCAGCUCCCUGGGGCAAUGUCUGUGUGGAACUGCCCAUGAAACAAACUCUUCCUCUGGCUGUUUGCCAUUUUGCACUGAGCAUUUGUCCGGGCAGGGCUGUGGUGGCCCGUCACUCGUCCCCUCGCCCUUCCAGGCCCAGCUACCUGUGUCUUUCACAGGACUCCAGCCCCGCUACAGCCUGCACCAGGCCGUGCUCUUCAAUGUCAGUAUUCCCAUCGCUGUCAGCACUUUACUGUGGGAAUUUGGGGACCAGACAGAGGUUCUCAACACCACUGGAAACGCAGCUGUGCACACGUAUGCCUUACCCGGGCGGUACAACGUCACCGCCACCAUCCUGGUGGGCACCAAGGUCUUGUACGAGCAGGCAGAAGUUGAGGUGGUGGCUUCACCCCAACAGCUGGAACUGCAGUGUCCUUCCUUGGUCAAGACGAACGAGAGUCUGGACAUCCGGAUCCGCAACAGAGGCGGCACCGGCCUCGUGGUGCUGUACGGGAUCACCCAGGCCGGAGAGCCGGGCAGGGCAGUUCACCCCAUGUGCCCCCCCGAUGGCUUGGUGUUCCCGGGCAAUAACCACUGCUACCAGCUGGUGGUGGAGAAGGCGGAGUGGCUGGAGGCCCAGCGGCACUGCCAGGAGCACGGCAAGGGAGAGCUGGCCUUUGUCAGCAGCCCCGAGAUCCAGAGCUUCCUGGUUGCUCAUGUCAUCAGGAGCCUCGAUGUCUGGAUUGGAUUCAAUGAUUUUGCAAGCUCUGGAGCGCAGCAAAGAGGGGAAGGAUUUAAUCUGGAGAGCUGUCAGAACUGGCUGCCAGGAGAACCCCAUCCCUCCAACGCUGACCACUGCGUGCGGAUGGGCCCGACGGGCCAGUGCAACACCGACCUGUGCAUGGCCAAGCACAGCUACGUCUGCGAGUACAAGCCUAAAGGAGUUCUCCUAAAUGCCGAAAACUUCUUUGAGGGCGACGCCGUGUUUGACUCACCCGAGGCCGUGAGGAACGUGACUGGAGCUGUGCUGUCAGAUCCAUGGCAGGCUGAGGAGGUGAUGGAGUUCCCUGAGCUGGCAUUCAGGCACGAGGGGUAUCUGACUGCCCUGGAGUUUGUGACACAGGAUCUGCAUCAGCCCGUCCAAGUGAGGUUCCAGGUGCACAGACCGAUGGAUGGCGAAGACUACCAGGAGGGAAACAAUGCUACAGAACCGUUCCACCCUGCUCAGGAUGACGGGAACUGGACGCUGCUGGAAUGUCCUCCUGGUUUCCAGUGGUGUCAUUUGACUGAUCUGUGCUCGUCCCACAACAACUGCUGCAACGCCACCGAGUGUGCCAGCAAUGGUUCCUCUGCCAGCAGCCCUGUCCCUGGGUCCCUGCAGCCCAACCACAGCCAGCUCAGCUAUGAACUCACCAAGGAAUUUCUCUUUACAAUACCAGCUGGCCCCUCUUCCCAGUAUCAGGUCUCAUUCAGAGAAGAAAAUAUCUUUGUCAGGGCUGGGGAUGUCUUCAGCAUCCAGCACAAUGCAGUCUCGGGCUCCUUCCUGCAGUGCCAGCCCAGUGCCACAUCCCCGUCCAGAACCAGCGUCCUCCGUGCGAACUCCUCCGCGUGGGCGCUGGGCCUGCCCGAGGGCUCCGUGGAUCCCCCCUGGGUGAACGGCUCCGUGUGCUCCCUGCGUGUCCGCUAUGCCGAGGAGCAGCUGGUGCCGCUGCUCAGCCCCCACAAUGCGGGGCUGGACCAUCCCGGCCUCUACUCGGUCAGAGCCAGCGUGGACAGCGGGGUCUUCAGCGCCAACCUGUCCUGCAGCUUCUGGGUGGCCUCACGGGUGUCGGGCCUGCGCGUCAUCCACCCCGCUCCCCAGGGCAGCAGGGUCUACCUGCCCACCAACCACACCACCCUGGUGCUCAAACUGUCCUCGGGGGCGAACGCCACGGCCACCUGGCUGGGGGACAACCGCACCGUGCCCUUCACGGGGGCCUGCCCAGCGGCCGUGGCAGCGCUCACGGCGCAGUGUGCCAGGGAGAACAACGACACCUGGUUUGCUGUGGUGCAGCUGAGCGGCCUCAGGGAGGGGCUCAGCACCCACGUGCUGGUGGCGGAGAACGCCGUGAGCUCCCAGAACAUCACGGUCACGGUGAAGGUGGAGGAGCCGAUCCGCGGGCUGAGGGCCACCCCGGACCCCGAGAGCAGGGUCCUGCUGAACACACGGGUGAGCUACAUCCCUGUGAUGGAGGCUGGGUCAGAUGUGACUUUCCGAUGGACAGUAGAUGAUAAGCCAUCUUUCACUUUUUACAAUGUUGUCUUCAACGUUAUCUACCAAAGCCCAGCCGUGUACAAGCUUUCGCUCACCGCCUCCAACCACGUCAGUAACUUCACGGUCAAUUACAAUGUCACGGUGGAGAUGAUGAACAAGAUGAAGAACCUGACGGUGCUGGGUGUCCUGCCCGUCCUGCCCCAGAACAGCACGGUGGAGCUCACAGCGAGGGUUCACGUUGAUUCGGCUGUGGAGGCUCUGUUCCUGUGGGAUUUUGGAGAUGGUGUCCAGGAGACACACCUGUUCAAACCUCCCUAUAACAAGUCUUUCCUUGUUCCUGAUCCCAAUGUCCAUGAGGUUGUCAUUGAGCACAACGUUUCACACAUCUACCAAGACCCAGGAGAAUAUGCCCUGAUGGUUGUCGUGUCCAACCAGUUCGAGAACCUCACGCACUUGACCCCAGUUCACGUCCACAGCUACCUGGUCGAUGUGAAGGUGGAAGCAGAAGAGGAAGUUUUAGUCGUGAGGCGCCUGGUGACCUUCCGAGCCCGUGCGCUGCCGUCCCCCUAUGGCGUUGUGUACACCUGGGACUUUGGGGACAGAUCCCUGCUCACAGAGAUCCAGCCUACAGUGACCUACAGCUACGCCCAGAGAGGGGUGUACAACGUCACCGUGACAGCCAACAACACCGUGAGCAGCGUGGAGACGGUGGAGUGCUACCAGGUGUUCGAAGAGAUCACUGGGCUCCGAGUUUCCGCGGGCGAGGCGGCAGAGCUGGGAGCGUCUGUCACCGUCAACGCCUCCGUGCAGACCGGGGACAGCAUCACCUGGGUGUUCGACCUGGGGGACGGCACGGUGCUGAGGACUCAGGAGCCAGUGGUAGAACACGUGUACAUAAAGGACAUCAACUGCACUGUGAACGUGACGGCUGUGAAUCCUGUGAACUCCGUCUCCCAGACCGUUCCUGUUCGGAUAUUUGUCCUGGAGGUGCUCAAAAUAGAACCAACCUCGUGCAUCCCAGAGCACCCGGACGUGCAGCUCACUGCGUACGACGGGAAUCCCGAGGAGUACAUCUUCGACUGGACUUUUGGAGACGGCUCAUCCAAUGUCACAGUCAGUGGGGACCCUGGAGUGACGCACAACUUCACCCGGAGCGGGACCUUCCUGCUGUCCCUGACUCUCUCCAGCAGGUUUAACAAGGCUCACUAUUUCACCAGCGUGUGCGUGGAGCCGGAGAUAGUCAACGUCACCCUUCUCCCUUCCAAGCAGUUCGUGAGGCUUGGGGAAGAGAGCACCUUCCAGGUCAGUGCCGUGCCCCCCUACCAGUACCGCUACCGCUGGGAUUUCGGCAACAACGAGUCCGCCAGGUCAAGUGGGACUGAGGUGACCUACACCUACAAGAACACUGGGGUCUUCCUGGUCACAGUGACCGUCUCCAACAACGUCUCUUUCAACAAUGACACAGCAUUUGUGGAAGUCCAGGAACCAGUUGGGGUAGCCAAGAUUGAAUAUAAUGGGACAAAUGUUUUGGAGCUGAACCAGAUCUACCUGUUCUCUGCCAGCAUGAAUGGAACCAAAGUGAGUUACUGCUGGGACUUUGGAGAUGGCACUACCCAGCCUGGGCAAGUCGCCACCCACUCCUACAACAGCACGGGCCACUACAGCAUUACUGUGAUGGGCCAGAACGACGUGAGCUCCAAUGAGACCACCAUCGACGUCACCGUGAAACGUCGGCUCUUUGGCCUGACCAUCAAUGCCAGCAGGACAGUGGUGCCACUGAAUGGGUCGGUGAGUUUUGUAGCCACCCUUGUGGCUGGCACUGCCAUCCGCUACUCGUGGAUCCUCUGCGAUCGGUGCACCCCUAUCCAAGGCUCCUCCACAAUUUCCUACACUUUCCGGUCCGUGGGCACGUUCAACGUCAUUGUGACAGCAGAGAACAAGAUCAGCUCGUUGCAGGACAGCAUCUACGUCUACGUCCUGGAGCAGAUUGAGGGCCUGCAGGUGGCCAGCGGUGACCUGGUGGAGGACAUGUAUUUCCCAACAAACAAAACACUCCAUUUGCAGGCCGUGGUGAGAGAGGGAACAAACAUCUCCUACAGCUGGGUAGUGCACCGGGAUGGCAAUGCUGUACAGAGCUCCACUGGGAAAACCUUCUCCUUCAGCGUCCCUGAAGCUGGGAACUACACUGUCUACCUGAAGGCCACCAAUAUGCUGGGAUGUGCCACUGUUAACAGGACACUGGAGUUUGUUGAAAGCCUUGGUCUCCUAAAGCCCUAUGCCUUCCCCAACCCAGCUGCCAUUAAUGCCUCUGUUAACAUAAGUGCCACCAUAACCAGUGGCACUGGCAUCACGUACGUGUGGUACCUCGAGGAUGGCUCCUCUCCUGUUACUUCUGAACCCUUCAUUAUACACUCCUUCCAAAGCCCUGGGGUGAUUGAUGUCGUCGUUGGAGCAGAAAACAAGCUGAAUUCAACCAAUUCAACAAUUUCUAUCUGUGUAGAGGAGGUUAUAGAGGGGCUGAGUAUAGGGACAGCAGAGCUGGACUGUAGGUACGUCUCAUCAGGCUCCACGGUGGUCUUUGAGGGGGAGCUGCAGAAAGGGACUGAGGUGACCUGGCUUUGGGAGGUGCCCAAUGGCACCUUGAGUGGCCAGUCUGUGGCAGUCACGUUCCCCACAGCAGGGCUUUACACAGUCCAUCUGAACGCGUCCAACGACAUCAGCUGGGCUCUGGCCAGCAGGAAUAUCUCAGUGCUGGACAGGAUCCAAGGCCUGGAAGUUCUCGCCAGCAAGAAGGUGGUGGAGCCAGGGGAACAGGUCACCUUUGUGAUCAGGAUGUUGUCAGGUACCUCUGUGAGUUACCUGGUGAGCAUAAGUGGGGACUACUCUGUGGUGCUCAACGGGUCCCGGUACACCCACGAGUUCACCAAGAGCGGCGAUUAUUUGGUGACUGUGACCGUGCAGAACCAGAUCAGCAUCGCCCACGCCCAGGUGCUCAUCUCUGUCCUGGAGGCCAUCCGGGAUGUCAGGCUCCUGAACUGCUGCGAGGAGGGCAUCCCCACGGGCACGGAGAAGAGCUUCAGUGCCUGUGUGGGGAGCGGCUCCCGUGUGUCCUUCUCCUGGCGCUUCUCCCUGUGGAAAGAGCAAGGUCGAUCCGUGGUCACUGUGUCAGGAGAGAGUGUCUCCUACACUCCAGACGCUGCAGGGCUGCUUGAGAUUCACCUCAGUGCCUUCAAUGACUUGGGAAGUGUCAAUAUCACCAGAGCAAUCCAGGUCCAAGACCCGAUAGUGCAGGUCUCCCUCUCUGCCUCCAAUGCCUUUGUCAACAGGACGGCACUGUUUGAAGCCACGGUGGUGCCCAGCAGCAGGAGCGUUGAGUUCUUGUGGAGCUUUGGGGAUGGUUCUUCCACUCAAACAACCAGGGUUGCAGUGGCCAACUAUUCCUACCUGAGCCCCGGGGAUUACCUGGUGGAGGUGAAUGCCACCAAUCUCAUCAGCUUCUUCAUAGCCCAGCUCACCGUCACCGUCAGAGUCCUGGAGUGCGAGGAGCCGGAGGUGGAGCUGGCCUUGCCCCCCCAGGUAGUCAUGAAGCGAUCCCAGAGGAACUACCUGGAGGCACAGAUUGACCUCCGGGGGUGCAUCAAGUACCAGACAGAGCACCUGUGGGAGAUCUACCGAGCACCCAGCUGCAUGGACCUGGACGACUCCAGCAGGAUCCGGCUGCCCAACGUUGACGUGAACAGGCCCCAGCUGGUUAUCCCGAAGCUCGCCCUGGAAGUUGGGAACUAUUGCUUCAUGUUUAUUGUCUCCUUUGGAGACACCCCGCUGUCCAAAAGCAUCUUUGCCAAUGUGACUGUGAUCCCGAGCAAGCUGGUCCCAAUCAUCGAUGGGGGGUCGUACCGUGUAUGGUCCAACACUCAGGACUUAAUCUUGGACGGGGAGAAGUCCUACGACCCGAACCUGGAUGAUGGUGAACAGACUCCGCUGUGGUACGAGUGGUCCUGUACGUACUCCUCCAAGAGCUCGGCUGCAGGGUGCUCUCUGAAUUUCAGUGCCAGUGAAGGAAUUGUCACAAUUCCCAAAGCUGAAUUAGAAGCAGAUGUGGAGUACACGUUCGACCUCACCGUCAGGAAGGGGGGGAUGAGUCCCGAGGCAACCAACCAAACCGUGUUCAUCAAGAGGGGAGGAGUCCCUAUUGUGUCCCUGGAGUGUGUUUCCUGCAAGGCUCAGUCUGUCUACGAAGUCAGCAAGAGCUCCUAUGUCUACCUGGAGGGAACCUGCCAGAACUGUCACAACGACUCCAAGCUUGGGAGGUGGGCAGCACACAGCUUUAAGAACAAGUCUCUCAUCCUGGACAAAACAACAACCUCCACUGGGGACACGGGGAUGAACCUGGUGCUGAGGCCAGGGGCGCUGAAGGAUGGCGAGGGCUACACCUUCACCCUGCACAUCACAGACCUCACCACGGGGGAGGAGGGCUUCGCCUCCAUCGACCUGCUCCCCAACCAGCCCCCCGUGGGGGGAAGGUGCUCCCUGUCUCCCGAAGGACCCCUCAGGGCGCUCAUGACGAAGGUGCACUUUGAGUGUGCAGGCUGGCGGGACACGGAGGACGCGGAGGGCCCGCUGGUGUACAUCCUGCUGGCCUCGCGCCGCCGCCGCGGCCACUUCCACGAGUUCUGCCUCUACAAGGGCAGCCGAGCCGAGCACGGCGCCUUCCUGCCCCCCGGCUUCCACGAGAGCGGCUUCCAGGUGUCCGUGUCCGUUCUGGUGCAGGACCAGCUGGGAGCCACCGUGGUGGCCGUGAACAGCUCCAUGGAAAUUGGCUUACCCGAGGGCUUUCCCAGCCUUUCCCACUGGCUCUACAACCAAACUGACACUGUGCUCCAGGGAUUGGUGAAACAAGGGGACCCUCAGCAGGUCAUUGAGUACUCCCUGGCCCUCAUCACCAUCUUAAAUGAGUACGAGCGAUCCAUGCUUCUGGAACCCGAGGCUGGGAAUGAAUUUGAGCUCCGGACCUGGACUCGCAACAACAUCACAGAGACGCUGAACUCCCUGAAGGUGAACACUGUUGAUGACAUCCAGCAGAUCUCGGCGGCCCUGGCGCAGUGCACGGUGGUGAGCAAGGAACUGGUGUGCAAGUCAUGCCUGACGAGGACCUUGAACAAGCUGGAGACCAUGAUGACCAUUCUGCAGGGGGAAACGACCCCGGGCACCGUGACACCCACUGGCAUCGCUGACAACAUCCUCAACAUCACAGGUGACCUAAUCCACCUUGUCAAUACAGUUUCACAAGAAUCCAAGCCCCAGGAGCUGCUUGCUGAUUCCCACAACUUGCUGCUGGCUCCCAAAGCCUACAACCUGUCUUCCAGCCUGAUGCGCAUCCUCAUGAAGUCCCGAGUGCUGAAUGAAGAGCCCCUUGAGCUGGUGGGAGGAGAAAUUAAGGCCACAGGCAAGAGGUCUGACCCCUUCAACUUGCUUUGCUACGAAAACACGCCAAACUGCCAGUUCUCCAUCCCCCAGGCCUUCAACUCCACCCUUUCCAACCUGACGGAUGUCAUUCAAGUCAUGUUCCAGGUGGACUCCAAUCCUUUCCCCUUUGGUUACAUCAGCAACUACACUGUGUCCACAAAGGUGGCCUCCAUGGAGUUCCAGACACACAACGGGGUGCAGAUCCCCAUCGGGAGCCUGGACUCGGAGAAAGCCAUCACUGUGAUGGUGUCAAACAGCACAGAUCCCGACAACCUCGCUGUUGGCACUGAAGUCAUCGAGCCAAGAACCUCUGUCAGCCUGAUUGUGGACAUGGAGAGCAACAACAGAGAAGCAGGACUGCACUUCCAGCUCACCUACAGAGUCCUCAAUGAUCACUACCUUGCCAGCGAGCCCGAGCCGUUCAUCAUGGCCUAUCUCCAUCACGAGCCUGAGCCCAACGAGCACAACUGCACUGCCUCCAAGAAAAUCGGCCUGGAUGCCCUGGCUGGAAGUGACCACAAGCUCUACACCUUCUUCACCUCACCCAGAACGGAUGAUCCCAUCCAGAGAUACUACCUGAACAUCACCAACCACUUCAGCUGGUCUGCAGUGGAGGUGACGCUGGGGCUCUACACGUCCCUGUGCCAGUACUUCAGCGAGCGGGAGAAGCGCUGGAAAACAGAAGGAAUUGUCCCCCUGGAGGAGACCAGGCCAGACCAGGCCGUGUGCUUAACCCAGCACCUCACUGCCUUUGGGGCCAGCCUGUUUGUGCCCCCAAACUCUGUCCAGUUCAUCUUCCCUGCCCCAGGCCCAGGUCUGAACUACAUCGUCCUGCUGACCUGUGCCGUGUGCUUUGUGACCUACUCGGUGGCUGCGCUGAUCGUGCACAAGCUGGACAUGAUCGACCUGCACCGGGUGGGAGUGAUUCCCUUCUGCGGGAAGAACGGGAUGUACAAAUACGAGAUCCUGGUGAAGACGGGCUGGGGCAGAGGAUCAGGUACCACAGCCCACGUGGGGAUCGCCCUGUACGGGGUGGACAACAAAAGUGGUCACAGGCACCUGGAUGGAGACAACGCCUUCCACCGCAACAGCCUGGACGUGUUCCAGAUCGCCACGGAGCGCAGCCUCGGCAGCAUCUGGCGCAUCCGCAUCUGGCACGACAACAAAGGACUCAGCCCCUCCUGGUACCUGCAGCACGUCAUCGUGCGGGACCUGCAGAGCAGCAAGAGCUACUUCUUCCUGGUGAACGACUGGCUGUCGGUGGAGAGCGAGGACAACGAUGGCAUGGUGGAGAAGGAGGUGUUUGCUGCCAGCGAGACGGAGCUGAGGAGCUUCUCGCGGAUCUUCGUGGCGGAGCUGCAGCGAGGCUUCUUCGAGAAGCACGUGUGGCUGUCACUGUGGGACCGCCCGCCCCGCAGCCGCUUCACCCGUGUCCAGAGAGCCACCUGCUGCUCCCUGCUCGUCUUCCUCUUCCUCUGUGCCAACGCCGUGUGGUACGGCGUGGUGGGCAACGUCCACCUCAGCAACGUGGCCGUUUCCAACCUGAUCCCUGUGAAUGUGGACACGGUGGCUGUUGGCCUGGUGUCCAGCGUGGUGGUUUAUCCCCUCUACCUGGUCAUUUUAUUUCUCUUCCGGAUGGCUCGUGGCAAGGUCUCCAUCAGCCACACAGUGACUCACUCAGACCAGCAAUCCUUGGAGAUUGACAACUACCUGGACUCCUCAAUCCUCGACAGCUCCUUCCCCACCUUCCCCGGGCUCCAGGCAGAGGCCUUCUCUGAGCAAACCAAAACAGAUCUGUUCUUGGAGGACUCCAAAAGCCUGGUGCGGUGGCCCUCCAGUGAGGCCCUGCUCAGCUGGCCAGACCUCCUCAGUGACCCCUCCAUCAUGGGCAACACCAUCCAGAAGCUGAAGAGAGGCCAGGCCAGCCGCCACCUCGGGCUCGAGGCCCCGCUGGCCACCGAGGAGGACAGUUUGUCCCUUGGCAUUCACCAGGGACAGCCUCGGUACUUCUCUGCCUCAGACGAGGAUCUGAUCCGGCAGAUCCUGGCAGAUGGAGCCAGCGGCAUCUCCCACUCCCAGGACCUGGGACCAUACAUGAGAGCUGAAACAGAUCUGAUCUCAGGCCUGUCCAGCGUGUUCGGGGAGAAGGUGGAGACUGUCAUGAUGCAGAAGCUGAACGACAAAGGGCAGAGCGUGGCAGCUCCUCCCAGGGAAGUGAGCAGAUCAGCCAAGUCCACAUGGACAGUUGCAGACCAAACGUUCAGGAAGCGCUUGCUCCCCCCCUGGUGCUCCUACCUGGCUCAUGGCAUCAGCCUCCUGCUCUUCGCCACCUCCACGGGGGUCUCCGUGUGGAUCGGGGUGGGCUUUUCCUCCAGCGUGGCCCUCAUGUGGCUCAUCUCAGGGAUAUUCAGCUUUCUGGCAUCCUUCCUGGUCUGGGAGCCCCUGAAGGUGCUGCUGGAGGCCCUGUACUUCUCCCUGGUUGCCAGGCGCCUGCACCCCGAGGAGGACGACACGCUGGUGGAGCAGCCCUGCGUGGAGCACGUGUCGGAGAAGAUCAGCAAAGUCCGUCCCCCGCAGGGCUUCGCCCUCUUCCAAGCCAAGGAGGAGGCCAGGAAGGUCAAACUGCUGCACAGGAUGCUGAAGAAUUUCCUCAUCUACAUGAUGUUCUUACUGGUGAUCCUGCUCACCAACUACGGAGACUCGUCCCGCACCAGCCGGGCCUUCCUCCUGCAGAGCUCCAUCAAGCAGCAGCUGGGCAGCAACGAAUUCCUCCUCAUCAAGAGGUCGGAUCAGUUCUGGCUCUGGAUGUCGCGGGUGUUCCUCCCGUACCUGCACAACAACGGCUCGGGCCAGGAGAGCCGCAGCACCACGCUGGGCAUGGCCCGGCUGCGCCAGCUCCGCCUGCAGGAGGCCGAGUGCCAUGCCCAGGACAUCCUGCCCGGCGUGGGCAGGGCCUGGAGGAGCUGCACUGACCAGCACAGCUUUGCCACCGCUGACUACGGCACGGGCUGGGAGAGGGCAGGCGGGAACGUGACAGCGGCGUGGGCCCACUCCCCACCCGACCUGGCAGGGAUCUGGUACUGGGGUUACAUGUCCUUCUACGACAGCAGCGGGUACGUGCAGGAGCUGGGCCCUUCACUGGAGGAGAGCCGGGCCCAGCUGGAGUUCCUGCAGCAGCACACGUGGAUCGACAACAUGAGCCGGGCAGUGUUUGUGGAGCUGCUGCAGUACAACCCCAGCGUGGACCUGCACGUGGCCAUCACCCUGCGCCUGGAAUUCCCGGGAUCCGGCCAGGCCAUCGCCGCCCUCACCAUCAGCCCCUUCCCGCUGCUGCGGCUCAGCGGGGGGGUCACGCUGCAGCUCCUCAUGAUGGUGUUCCUCAUGAUGUUUGUGGUUUACUUCGUGGUGUCGGAGUCGCUGUCCAUCAAGAAGGAGGGCAGAGCCUACUUCACCCACUGGGGCAACUACGGCCAGUGGCUCUUCAUCCUGCUCACCAUGAGCACCGUGGUGGUUCACCUCAGCCAGGCCACCCUCGCUGACCAGCAGUGGCUCAAGUACCUCAACAACCGCAGGGGCUUCACCAACUUCUACCAGGUGGCCUUUCUCAGCUCCGUGUUCAGCAGCCUGGCCGCGUCCCUGCUCUUCCUCCUGACUGUGCAGGCUGCCAGGCAGCUGCGGUUCGUCAGGCAGUGGUCAGUGUUCGGGAAGACCUUCCAGAAGUCGGCCAAGGAGCUCGUGGCUGCAGGGAUGGCCUUCGCCCUCCUCCUCCUGGCCUACGCCCAGCUCGGCUUCCUGCUCUUCUCCUCCUCCUCCGAGUCGUUCCGCAGCGUGGGCAGCAGCCUCCUGCUGCUGCUGGCCCUGCUCCGGGGCAGCGGGAGCCUCCGGCCCUGCCUGCCCGAGGCCUCGGGGCUCUACUGCCUGUUCUGCACCAGCUACGUCGUCCUGGAGGUGUGGGUGGUGCUGAGGCUGCUCACGGUGGUGCUGAUCCACAGCUACCGUGAGAUGCACUUCGAGCUGUACCGUCCUGCCUUCGAGCCCCAGGACUACGAGAUGGUGGAGCUGUUCGUGCGCAGGCUCAAGAUGUGGAUGGGCUUCAGCAAGGCCAAGGAGUUCCGGCACAAGGUGAGGUUCGAAGGGAUGGAGCCGCUGCCCUCCCGAGACUCCAGCGACUCCAAGUCCUUCCGGGGCCCCACUCCCAGCGCUGCCUCCGACAGCUCCAGGGCCUCCACGUCCUCCAGCCAGCUGGACGGGCUGAGCCUCGUGCUGAGCACCCGGGACAGCCUGGAAGUGGACGCCGACAUCCAGCGCCUACUCUCGCUCUUCGAGAUGCUGCUGGCCCAGUUCGACCGCGUCAACCAGGUGACGGAGGACGUGUCUCGCAUCGAGCUGCUCCUGGAGGGCUCCCGGAGCCGCCGCUCCUGGAGGAGGCCCCGCGGCCCCGAGGCCGGGCCGGGCAGGGGCUGUGCAGGUGGUUCGGAGCAGGGACCCUCCCCCGAGGUGUCGGACACGGACGUGCAGCCCCCGCUGUCCCCGCGCGGGGCCGGGGCCGUGCCGGGCGGCCGGGGCUCGGUGCCCGGCCGGCUCCUGCGGGCGAGCCGAGGCGCCAGCGCGGUGGCCCCGGGCAAACCCUGCGCUGCGGCCGCGCCGGCCGUCAGGAGGAAACGGCCCCUCCGCGCCAAGAACAGGGUGCACCCCACGGUCAAGUAACGGGGCGCGGGAGCGGUGCCCGGGCAGGGCACGGGGAGGGGUUCGCCCAGGGUGGGCUGUGCCCACCCUGCAGCCUCGGGAGCUGCCCGGCGGCUGGGCCGGCCGGGACACACGGGGCUCUCCCGCCACGCCGCUGGCACGGCCACGGCCUUCCCGGACCCCAUGGCCUUCCCGGACCCCAUGGCCUUCCCGGACCCCACGGCCUUCCCGGACCCCACGGCCUUCCCGGACCCCACGGCCUUCCCGGACCCCACGGGGGCAUUCCAGUGUUACAGAGCGGGGGACGAGGCCGAGCCUUUCCCCUGGGGCCGGGCAGGUGCAGGAGAUCCCGCUUGGAGCGGGCACCAGGGUGGUGACGGGGUGCGGGCACUGGGGGAGCGGGACAAAGCUCAGCCCCUUCCCUGCUGGCUGUGCCGGAUGGGAAAGGACGGGAGAGCCCCAGGCCUGGAGAGUUUGAACCAAGUCUUGGAUUUUUGUCGACCAGACGCACUGUGGAGGAAAGCGACAGCUUUCGAGAAGGUAUUUAACCCACCUUGUUUUUUAAGCAUAAAUAGAUAUAUAGAUAAAUGCUAUCUACGCCCAGAUCAGUUAAUUUCCAGUAUUGGCUACUUUUAUCCUCCAGAAAUUGGUACUAUUAUUUGUAUUUAAAGAAAUCCAAUAUUUAAAACAAAGGACAUUGGAAGCUCCAGCGAGCUCGGCCAGGCUGGGGGGAACAGGGAGCAGCAGCUCAGCCCAAGGGCUUUAAGACCCCGGAGCUGCUCCAACCUCCUCCAAUUUGGGGCUCCUGAGGUGCUGGUGUCACCGUGGUCCCCACCUGUCCCUGUCCCCCCGCCGUGGCUCCUGGGCUCAGCUGGCUGCUUGGCUUCUCUAACCCAAGGAAUGUAUUGCCCUAAGUAUAUGUAUUUUUUUGGUUUACUUGUUCCUAUGUACUGCCCAGCACUUUAAACAAGGCUUUCCUCGGCUACAGUGACACGUGCGAGCUAAGAACGGGAUAAUAUAUCACAAAAGCAGUAUUUUGUUUGUUUAAAUCAUAAGCUGAAAUGGGCAGUGAGGAGGAGAGCGCAGCCCCUGCUCAGGCAGCACCUUCCCUACAGCACAAAGGAGGCAGGUGAAGCCCUGAAGGAGCUUUUUUGGGGUCCCUCCAGCCCUGCCCCCCCGGGACUGGCCGUGUGCUGGGCUACAGCUGCUGGGCUACAGCUGAGCUGGGCCACGGGGCACCCCCAGCUCACAGCACGGGGGUGCAGAGCAGGGCCUGGCCCCCUCCGGGGUCUGCCCUCCCCUCCUCAGCCCCAUUUCACCUUAUGGCUAUUGUAAGUAAUUUAUAUGGGGUGUGUUUGGUUUUUAAAUGUAUAUAUUUUUGUAUGUUUGCUAUAUUUUCAUAGCAUCGGUACCGUGUUCGAAACAUGUAGAUAGGAGACAGAAUACUAUUGUCAGAGUUAUUUAAAGGAUGUAUUAAGUGCUUCUUCCUGGGAAUGUCCCGUGUAUAUAAGGAUGGGGUGUCUGUGUGUGUGUGGUGCGUGUGCUCUCCUGGCUGAGGGUCGGCCGGGCUGGCUCAGGGCAAGGGGGGGAAGCCCCCAGGGGAUUCCUCCGUGUCUUCCAGAACCUGCUCCAGGCUUUGGACAGGCCAGAGGGUGGAAGGGAAGGCUCAGGUGGGCAGUGCUGCAGGGGAGGUGCCUCUGAUGCUCCUGGAAGCACCUUCCCAUGGCAGGGGAGACCAUUCCAGGCAGAGAGAGGGGUCUCCCCUGGCACUUCCAUUGCUCCAUCACCUGCUGAGCCUCCCAUCCAGCCCCAGCUGUGCUGGAUACUUUUUAAGAUUUCAUUCCAUGAUCCAUGUGCUUCCUUGGCUCCUUGGCCACAUCCUGUCUGGGUGGCUGCAGGACAGUGGGUGCUCUGUGAUGGCUUUAGGACAGGUCUAAGUUACCUUUGGAAAACUCAGGUGCUGUGCAGGACAGAUGCUGUGGAAAGGUUGCAGAGGGAUGAGGGCAGGAGAAGAGAGAGGGGAUCAGUUAAAGUGAGCUGGUGGUUGGUCAGCGUGGAGGUGUUGGAAGAGCAGCUGGCACAGAGAAGUGGAGUGUAGAGGGGAAAUCCAAUCCUGGUAACCAGGACAUGCUGGUAAUGGCAGGAAAGGCAGGUGGGAGAUGACAGAGAAAGUCAGAGGGAGGAUCCCUGCUCAGGGCAGGAGGUGCCUGGAGCAGGCAGAGCCAGCACUUCGUGGCUGAGCCCAGGGCUGGGGCCAGGUGUUGGUCAGCUUUGUGCUCUGUGCUCCAAAAAACCCCCUGGUUUUCUAGCCAGAGAUGUAAAACUGUUGGCCCUGGAUUUUUUGUUCCUUUAACUUCCCAGGCAGCUGGCUCUGCUCUGGCAGAUGUCCCUGACUUAUUUGGUGACAAUGCCAGUGCAAGCCCUGUGCCCCAAUCCCCAAGGCAGUAACAGGAGCAGGGGUGAGGUGUCCCAGGGUCCUGGAAUGUGUCCCUGCAGCUGAUCAUGGCACAGGGCUGGGUCACAUCCAGCUCCUAAGCUCCUUGCUCCACUCACAGCUGCUCUGGCACAGCCACGUGGGGGUAGAUCCAGCCACCCCCAAGGGCCCUGUGGGAAUGUUUAGUGAUUGAAAUGAACCAAAUGAACCAAGCAGGUCUUGGAAAUCUCUUGAGGAGCCAAAAAUUUCAGUUCACGACCCAGAGUUUAGUUCUCAGCUUGAGUAUCCUCAUUGAAAGAGGUCGGUGGUAGGAGUGAAGUGCAUGAAGGAGACAUGGAGGCAAGAGGGGUGAGAGGGCCCCAACUGCUUGGAGCAGCCCUUCCUAAGCUAAAGGGGAAGCUGUAAGAAGGACACUCCCCAAAUCCAUCAGGAGUUUUGUUCCCAAGUGCCUGUUCCUUACCAAGCUUGCCCUCUGUGUGUGUGUGUGUGUGUGUGACUUGAUGUGUGUGACUUACCAAGUGCUUCUUCUAAUCAAAGAGGAGCAGAAAUGGGAUCAGACAACUGCCCUCCCUCUGUCCUUCCCUGGAAGAAGGGAGAGCAGCUCUGCCCCCCACAGUUGUUCCCUGAAGAGCCCAAACCCUCUGUGGUGGGCAGCACCCACAGCUUCCAGCACUCACAGUUCUCAGAGCAGCAGUUCCUUGUUCCAGCAUCCCAGGGUCCCCUCAGUGUCCCAGCUAAGGCACAGCUGCAGCCACAGGGACUCCAGUCAGGAGUCACACCCUCACAGCAAUAAACUUGACUGGCAGCCCUCGCCAGUAAAUCCCCCUGAAUGUAUAUUUCUGUGCCUGUAGUCACCAAGAGAUGGUUUCUUAUUUAUUGUCGUCAAUCUCACAACGAUGCAUCAGGAUCAAGCUGCUUCAGUGAAAAACAAAACCCCGAUCCGUCGGUUCCAAGGGACAGGGAGGGACUUCUGUAAGUGCCUUUUGUCUUUUUUUAAAAAGAACAGUGAUUGUGACCAAAAUGCCAAUGGUUCAGCAUUUCACUGCAAACAAAAAUGGUGUGUUUUGUAACUGUGGGGAUGCUUCUUAAAAACUGACAAGGUCAAAUAAACACUGACUGCUACAA